AUGUCUUGGAUUCCUGGAAGUCAGCUUAUACGGACGGAAGAUGUCCCAGAACGACCUCUUCGAGACAAGAUCUUAAAUCAACUUGUCGAAAUACAAACAUCGUUGAUUGAGUGCACGGUAGAGACUGAGCGUGACGUCUCAGAACAGAUGGACCUUCUCCCAAGUGUACUUCUACCUGAGCUUGAGAAUGCACCUUUCGCCAUAGACCAUGGCAAUCUUGGGCCACGGAAUAUCAUCAUCGACGAAAAUCAUAAUAUAGUCGGUGUCAUCGAUUGGCUUCUGGCUGCGAAAGUCCCCUUUCAACAAGCGGCUUGCCUUCCUGCCCUCCUUUAUCCAGAUGAUAUUAGCAAGCCGGCAUCUGCCACUCUUAAAGAUGACCGUGCGUAUUAUACUGCGUUUAUUCGAUCCAAAAAGUCGGAAGUGGCUAAGUGGAUUACCCCUGUCAUAUGUGCCGAGGACAAGGAAUUCCGCACUUUCUUCUUGGACUCGAUCAGAAGUAAAUCAGUGCAUAAAGAUAUGGCACAGGCUAGAUGGAGAGCAGCCCCUGCCUUUUGUUAA
This is a messenger RNA of Penicillium angulare, 558 nucleotides long. RefSeq lists its product as uncharacterized. Lineage: Eukaryota; Fungi; Ascomycota; Eurotiomycetes; Eurotiales; Aspergillaceae. The transcript is spliced from 3 exons. Bases 1 to 558 code for a protein of 185 amino acids. The record is from RefSeq and is a predicted model, not a curated record.